Messenger RNA from Gastrolobium bilobum, 1309 nucleotides. RefSeq names its product bZIP transcription factor 53-like. Gene Ontology annotation, cellular component: nucleus. The coding region runs from base 569 to 988 and encodes 139 amino acids. Gene Ontology annotation, molecular function: DNA-binding transcription factor activity; transcription cis-regulatory region binding. NCBI's taxonomy places the organism in Eukaryota, Viridiplantae, Streptophyta, Magnoliopsida, Fabales, Fabaceae. The record is from RefSeq and is a predicted model, not a curated record. Gene Ontology annotation, biological process: positive regulation of DNA-templated transcription. The transcript has a single exon.
GCGUUUUGAUUCCUCUUUCCCUUUCUAUAAAACCUAACCUCCCCCUUUAUUUCUCACCUUCUUUGCCAUAUCCCUUUUUUUAUGCACCUUUUUUCUUUUCUUCCCAUUUUCGUCGAUCAACCUCUCCGCCCAGCUAAGAUUGUUUCCUUUCUUUCUUCUUUAAUCGCUCCUUAUUUUGAGUCUUGACAAAAUUGUGUCUCUUACAAAUUAAUUACAAUCAGAUCUGCUUCUUCAGAUCUAGGGUUUCCUAGUCCCUUUAUUACGAACCGAUUGGAUUUGAGUUUUAGGAUGAGAGCAUAGGGCUUUAGCAAAACACACCAAUGUUUUCCGAAUUUAUAUGACCAUGCGUCGAAUUCGUCUGCUGCACUCCUUCUCAGUGGUGUUUCUGUACUGGUUCUACGUUUUCUCAUGAACUUCCUCUCAAUUCCUUGAUCUCCUCGUAGUUCAUCCUUUGUUCUUUAUAUUGUUUCUUAAUAAUUAGAUCUGCGAAUUCUGUUUCCAUUAUUUUAUUUCUGUUAUAUUUAUAUUCUGCUCGCAAAUCGAAUCGCCUUCGAGUUAAACAAGGGAAAUGGCUUCAAUUCAACGUCUGUCGAGUUCUGGAUCCGAAGGGGGAGAUCCGCAAAUCGAUGAGAGGAAAAGGAAGAGGAUGCUGUCGAACCGUGAAUCCGCGAGGCGAUCGCGGAUGAGGAAGCAGAAGCAGAUGGAGGAUCUGGCUGAUGACGUCAGCAGAUUGCAAGGUGAGAACAAGAAGCUGGUGGAGAGCAUAAAGACCAACGAAGAAGCAUUCAUUGAGAUCGAAGCCGCUAACAGCAUCCUGAGGGCUCAGACUAUGGAAUUGGCCGAUCGAUUGCGCUUUCUUAACUCCAUCCUUGAAAUCGCUGAAGAAGUCAGCGGAUUCUCUGUCGAAAUCCCUGCGAUACCAGAUCCUCUCCUCAAACCGUGGCACAUUUCUCGCCAGACACAGCCGAUAGGCAUGUUCCUGCAUUGAUCCGAGGCUUUCUCUGUUAUUUGGCAUCGAGUUCCUCUUGGUCUCUGGCGGUGGAUUUCACUAGUUCAAUUACCGUUGUAGGGUUCCCGUUAGUGUUAUGAAUAAUGGGGGAACUUCUCGGGGUUGUCCUGUUUUGUGUUAUCUUAGCAUUUGUAAGAUUAUGUGUCUAUGCUUUGUUUGUUGAUGUAAAGGUAAUUAUUAUUUUAAGUAUGGUGCACCAAAUGCAUAUCUUAAGAUGAUAGAUUAUUUGUCAGACAACUUGUUCAAAACUUUGUUAGGAUGAUUAUAAAAGUUUUUGAGUUUGUGCAAACAAAUCAAUGU